This is a messenger RNA of Pocillopora verrucosa, 1111 nucleotides long. Its product is annotated as leucine carboxyl methyltransferase 1. The record is from RefSeq and is a predicted model, not a curated record. NCBI's taxonomy places the organism in Eukaryota, Metazoa, Cnidaria, Anthozoa, Scleractinia, Pocilloporidae. Gene Ontology annotation, biological process: C-terminal protein methylation. Gene Ontology annotation, cellular component: cytosol. Gene Ontology annotation, molecular function: protein C-terminal leucine carboxyl O-methyltransferase activity.
ACGCAAUUAAACAUGGCGGCCUGUCUGAAAUAAGUGGAGCUAUCCGGCUUAGCAACUAAAUGUUUGCGCGAGUGAAGAAUGUCACAGGAUGAGGCUGUGAUUUCCACAAAUGACGAUGCUACGGCCUGUAAGAGGUUUGCUGUUCAAUUAGGUUACUGGUCAGACGGUUACAUUCAACACUUUGCCAAACUAGGAGAGAGAAAGACUCCAGAAAUAAACAGAGGUUACUAUGCUCGUGUUAAAGGUAUGCAUACUCUGCUGGACCAGUUUCUUGCUAAAACAGAAUGCAAUUGUCAGGUUGUUAAUCUUGGGGCAGGAUUCGAUUCCCUCUUUUGGCUUUUAAAGGAAGAAAGUUUAGCACCCAAGCUGUUUGUUGAAGUAGAUUUUGCAAGUGUGACUGGUAGAAAGUGCUACAAUAUAAGGAAUAGAAGAAAACUCCAAGAAGCAUUUUCUCCAGACGACGGAUUAAAAAUUGAAGGGAGUGAAGCACAUUCUAAACACUACCAUCUCCUAGCUGUGGAUCUGAGAGAAGUUGAUACAUUAGAGAGAAAACUAAAAGAAAUAGGAAUCGAUAAAAGCCUUCCAACAGUUUUUAUCACAGAAUGUGUCCUGAUUUAUAUGGAACCCGAACAUUCAGCAGCCAUUAUUAAUUGGGCUGGAACCAAUUUUAAAAAUGCUGUAUUUAUAAACUAUGAACAAGUGAAUAUGCAGGACAGAUUUGGUCAAAUUAUGAUCCAGAAUCUUAGGGGUAGAAAUUGUGAGCUUCUGGGAGCAAAUGCCUGUCCUGACCUCGAAUCUCAUAAACAAAGAUUUCUGUCGAACAACUGGGAUGAAGCUGAAGUCCUAGACAUGAUGAGUAUUUACAACAGCUUGCCUAUUGACGACAGAGCAAGAAUAGAGAGAAUAGAAUUCCUUGAUGAAGUGGAUCUUUUACAUCAACUUCUCUCCCAUUACUGCAUAUCCUGGGCCGUGAAUGAUGCCUCACAACUUGGUUUGUCAAGCAUUUCUUUUGCGACUUAGGAUGUAAUUCUUGUGGAAUGCAUUUAUUUUUUCUGAAAUGGAGUUAAAGAACUUUUAAAGAUACUUGACAAUAAAGUGCAUUUUAAUAACA